GCGAGGUCGUCCUUUCGAGCCCCAUCAGAUGGAGUGGGAGCAGCAGGCCGUCAUCCGGCUGUCUCCCGACUUCGAUGUGACCAGCCACGCCGAGUGCCGCCGCGCCGUGCUCGCGUGGCUCGCACAGCAGUCCAUGGAAGCAAAGAUGAAGAUUGGCCGCUCAGCUGGUGAGCACGUGGCAGUGUAUGCGUAUUGCCAAACGCAUAAAGACUGUCCUCGCAAGUGGCGUCAUAUCUUCCAACUCACAGAAGACGGCGCCAAGGAGCACAUCGUCCACGUCAACGGCAACCACGCCACGGAGCCCAGGCUGGUUCGAGGCACUGCAGUGGCAGUGCGUCGGCAGGCAGACGCAUUGACCGAAGCCAACACGCCAAUGCAGGCCAUGGUGCAGCUGGCGGCGCAAGGUGCAGAGAUGGAGACUUGGCCCUGCACAGCAGCCUUGGUGCAAUCUCGCCGGCGAGCCGUGCGGAAAAAGAGCGCGUCGGCAGAGUUCGGUGGAGGCACUGGCUUGGGUCAGUGGCUGGAGCACUUGCGCAAGAUCAACGAGGAUGGGAGCGUCUGGAGCACCGUGGUGCGCGAGGACGGAUGCGGCAUCGUCACCUGCCAGAAGUUCGCCGACGCUGCUGCAGCGAUGAUUGCUCAAGCUCGCGGCGGAGACCAUGACUACCUUGUCGGCGUGCAUGACUGCACGUACAAGGUCUUUUCCAGCGAUUGGGGCCUGUGGAAGUUCUGCUUGUGCGCGAAAAAGUACGACCGCGAAGGUAUUCCUCGAACCACUUUGGUGCAAGUAGGCUUGGGCUUUGUGCCCAAAGAAGGGCAAGAGCACAUGCUCACGGUGCUGCACCUCAUGAAGGAAUGGCACUCCUCGAAGAACAAUGACUUGAGUCAGUUUCUUCACCAGGUUCACGCUGACGAAAGCUUAGGUGGGCAAAACGCCUUGCGAAAGGCGUUCCCCAAGACUGUGUUCGUCUUAGAUGUCCGACACCAGGUGUCAUCCAACAUGAGGCGCGCCGGCUCCAAGAAAGAGGUGCGGGCAAUGGUGGCGGCAAACAUGCAGUUUGCGCUGAGUGCUCUGGGAUUCUCCAGGCCUUUGUUCAGCCUUUACAUUGACAGCCUCUUAGUGAGGUUAGUCGAGCUCGGAGAGCUGGACCUGGCGGCCUAUCUGCAGAAAGACGUGGUGGAAAAGGUGACUGUCGAAGGGAAAGAGAUGUGGACUUCGGCCUGCUGCUGCUUCAUCUCGCUGCUGGGGACUUCCGUGAAGUUCCAGUCCCACGAAGCGAAUCCUGGGAUGACUUCCACCACCAUUUCCCAAUCGCUCGAAGCUUCCUGGCAUCACAUGAAGAAGCUCUUGCCUGGCAACGUGGCAAAAAUGCCUGCUACAGAUGCUUUGAACCACAUCCUCAAAGCUACGGAGGCGUGGGAUUGCGCCAAGGGUUCCGCUCUCAAGCUCAAGCUGGGCGGUAUCUCUAGCCGCCUGGUCAGCGGCGAAGCCAUCUUCACGGAAAGGGUUAAAGUCCUUGACGAUCACCAAAUGAGGCUGCCGUGCGCACGCUUGCUGUGGCAAUCUUGCCCCGGCAACACGAAGAGCUUCGAGUUUGAUAUUGGUGAGGUCGGCGACGUCCGUCAAGCAUUUGUGCUCCCAGUCACAAAUGCCUCCAUGGUGGUGGACGAUGAUGUGGCUUGCUGCAUGGUGUCCCUGCUACGGCUCUGCGACUCUUCCGUGCAGAAGCACUUGGAGAAGUCGCCCGGCAUGUGGCACGAAGAGGCGGGGCGCUUGUCCCUCACCAAAGUCAAGGAAAUCUUGGCCAACGUGUGUGUAGUCACGCUAGUUGCUGGGCCUGAAGAAGUCCUCGACCGUCUCCGAUGCAGCUGUCUCUACUUUGCGAAGACUUCGAGAUGCAGCCACAUGGCUUUCGCAGCUUUCCUUCUGGGCCACCACAACGACUACUUCCAGGACCUGAUUGACUUUACCAGGAAAGAUGCUCCUAAACAGCCCCCUUCAGCCUGUGUCAAGCUGACCAGGAAAAAAUACAGCCGAGCUGCCAUUCCAUCAGCCGCUGCCUGGAAGCGCAUGGCCACGAUCUGCGCAGAAGCUUCUGAGAAGUACAACAAGCGACGAAAGACCGACAAGGGUGAAGCGCAAGCAGCUAUGGAAACGACACCGACCAAGCAGGAGCUAGCGGCGGGAAAGAACAAGGAUCCCCGCGCGCUAAGCUUGGAGACAAUCAGGGACAAGCUCGGAGCAAAGGAUUUCCACAGCAACUUUUCAGGAAUGCAUCUUUGCAUCAAGCAUGCUGUGACAGUCCAAGAAGCCAAGGAGCACGGGCUCGGAAAGAUGAUCCUUGGCCUCAAGCACAAGACCACUAGCGCUCCCACCAAGGCGCUCGCAAACCAGCUCUUGCAAGCAUGGGUGGUGGAGACGCGUGCGUCCGCUUCUUCGGCCAAAUCUAGCAGCUGA
Molecule: messenger RNA, 2458 nt
Organism: Effrenium voratum
Lineage: Eukaryota; Dinophyceae; Suessiales; Symbiodiniaceae
Source: the annotation of a GenBank genome assembly